Scleropages formosus (Asian bonytongue) is the source of this 769-nucleotide messenger RNA. RefSeq names its product leishmanolysin-like peptidase 2. Lineage: Eukaryota; Metazoa; Chordata; Actinopteri; Osteoglossiformes; Osteoglossidae. Bases 24 to 734 code for a protein of 236 amino acids. The record is from RefSeq and is a predicted model, not a curated record. Gene Ontology annotation, molecular function: metalloendopeptidase activity. The transcript is spliced from 5 exons. Gene Ontology annotation, biological process: cell adhesion; proteolysis. Gene Ontology annotation, cellular component: membrane.
UGCCGUGAACUGAUUUGCCGCUGAUGCCCCUCUUCUCUCCCGCCUGCUUGGGGCCCAGUGGGUCUGGGUGUCAUUACCUUCACCUCCACAAGGGAACGUGCCAGACCGACGAGUACCUGGAAGGCUGUCGCAUCUACAAACCUCUGAUCAACGCAAGCGAGUGCCGGAUGGAGGGGGGCGAAAGAGCGAUCGAGUGGAGCGGGGAGAUCUAUGGACCAGAGAGUCGCUGCUUCUUCUCUGACCUGCACAGAGAGAACAUCUCUCUUUCUCCAAGCGGUUCAGCGGAGGGUCGGUGCUACAGACACCGCUGUACUGGGCUCAACCAGUACCAGGUCCAGGUGUUUGACUCUCACUGGAUGGACUGUCCAGCCGGCACCUCCAUACAGGUGUUGGGGUACACCGGGUCCAUCCUCUGUCCUCAUGAGACACUAUGUCACCAUUCACAUGUCACCGCUCCCACAAGCUAUGAGGCUCUUCCACCUCCUGGUCCUCCCACCAGUGGUGGCUCCUCCUCUCAGAGAGGGGGGUCUUUGGCCCCUGGGUUUUACUCCGAUUCCCCCCCGACUUUCACGGUGCCAGAGAGCAGCGUCGAACUCCCUCUAAUCACAGCCCUGGGGGGUGCGGCAGCGCUGUGUCUCACAGGCGCUCUAACGGCUGUUCUGUACCUGGCCUGUAGGGGGCACUACGCCCUCGGAGUCAGGGUGCAUGCUGUCACGGACAUGGAGACGGCUUGAGCGCUGUCCCUGCUGUCCAUUCAUAAUCCAUCAUA